Messenger RNA from Symbiodinium natans, 3048 nucleotides. Lineage: Eukaryota; Dinophyceae; Suessiales; Symbiodiniaceae. The record is from the annotation of a GenBank genome assembly.
AUGAUCCACGAGUGCUCCUUCAACCCACAGGACUCCUCGCUCGUGUGCGUCAUCGGGGACGGCGUCUUCAAGUUCUUUCGGCUUCAAGACGGCACCUUCAAAGGAAUCCCAAAUCAGCUCUCGAAGAUGCGAGAGGCGUUCAAUCAGAAUUACAUCUGCCACACCUGGCUGAAUGACGAUCGCUUGAUCGUCUGCAGCGAAGCUGGCGAUGCCUUGUUGUUCGACAGCGGUGGCGAGUUCAAGAUGGUCCUUCCCAGCUCACCCGCUGAGCCCCGCUCCCUGCUCUGUGUGGCCUCCUUCAGCCGGGGCUUCAUCGCAGGUGGGGAGAAGGGCCUCGUAACCUUCUACGAGCGUAGCGAUGAUGCCAAGGAGAUGUUCCGCAAAGCGAAGGAGGUGAAGCUCGACUCAGCUGCAGCCCUCGGAUCGACUUUGGCUGUGGGCGCUGUCACGGCCAUGACCGUUAGCCCGUCCGAGGAGACGGUGGCCAUCGCCACAUCGACGAACCAGCUGUUAACGUUCUCCCUCAGCCCCACGGACAUGCUCAAAGCAGAGGAUAGUACUGUGGAGCACGCCUUGACUUCCUUCCACUCAGGGCCGAUUUUCGGCUUGGACGUGUGCGUGCGAAAGCCGCUGGCAGUGACAUGUGGAACCGACAAGUCUGUGCGUAUCUGGAAUUACGUGGACAAGACGCAGGAACUCUGCAAGGUCUUCAACGAGGAAGCUUUCUCGGUGGCUUUCCAUCCAAGUGGCUUCCACCUCAUCGUGGGCUUUGCGGACAAAGUGCGGCUCAUGAACCUACUGAUGGAGGAUUUCAGGACCUACAAGGAGAUCCCCAUCAAGGCCUGCCGCGAAUGCCGCUUUAGCCACGGCGGGCAGUUCUUUGCUGCGGUAAACUCCAACACCAUCCAGGUCUACAAGACUUACACCUGCGAGGUGGUGUGCAACCUCCGCGGCCAUCAGUCCAAGGUCAAGGCAAUAUGCUGGACCACGGACGACUUCCGAUUAGUCUCCACGGGUCAAGACGGUGCAGCCUACGAGUACGACAUUCUGAAAGAGGGGCGCCGGGUCUCCGAGUGGUCGCAGAAAGGUACCGUCUUUACGAGUAUCAUUGCCUACAACAACCCCGAGGCCACCACGCAGACCACCACGCUUUACGUGGCGGGAUCCGACAAGAUGCUCAAGGAGGUCCAAAACUCCCAGCUCACCAACUACGUGGAGUCCAACGCCGUUCUUGGACAGCUGGCCCUGGCGCCUGCUGCCAAAGCUUUGGUGGUUGGCGUGGCCGAGCCCGACAUGCCGGGCUCCCUGCGAAGCUACAACUUCCCACUGACCGGCGACUACGUCGAGUACCAGGCCCAUGCCGCACCGGUCUCUCGCAUUCGCAUUGCCUGGGACGAGCUCUACCUUUUCAGCACUGGAGACGACGGCUGCCUCUGCAUCUUCGAUCUGAAAAAGAUCGGUGGCUCCAAGCACGAGAAGGAUUCCAGCCUGGGCUAUGCCGAUGAGAUCCUUGUCACGCGCCAGUUCCUGGAUGAAAAGCAGGCAGUGCUGUUGGACUUGGAGCGCAAGGUGGAAGAGCUCGACAGCCGUAUUGCCUUCCAACUUCGACAUCGGGAUGGACUGCACAAGGAGAAGAUGGCCGAGAUGCAGGAGAAGUAUAGCGAAGAGAUCGAGACCGAGCGGCGGAAGUUUGAAGUGCUUCGUGAAGAGAAGGCGGAGGCCGAGAUGGAGAAUGAAGAACACAUCAAGAAUCUGGAAGAGAAGCACGCCAGGGACUUGCAAGACCAGCAAGAGUCCUUCGACCAAAAGAUGAUCGUGGAGGAUCAGCGCUACAAGAAGCUCGAGAAAGAUCUCGAGCGCGAGAAGCAGGAGUGGGAGACGCAGCACGCUGCCCUUCUUGCGGAGCAUUCGCAGGUCAUCGAUCAGAUGAAGCAGGAUGCGGAGAAGAUCCAGAGGUCCAACCGGGACACCAUGGACAGGAUCAUCAAGGAGAAGGAGGUGGCCUUCAAGCACCACCAGGAAACCUUGGCUCAAUUGGAGCGAGAUGCAGAUCGCGAGAUUGAGGAACUCAAGGAAAUGUACGAGCAGAAGUUGGCGCAAGAGAAGGACGACAAGGUCCGCUUGCGCGGCCAAGCUGGAAUUCAUCAGAAACACCACCACGACCUGAACACCGACAUGAUGAAGAAAGAGGAGGAGGUCCGGAAGAAGGCCGAAGAGAGCCGCAAGGCCGAGGAGAAAAUCUUGGGCCUCAUGAAGGAUAAGGACUCCAAUGAGAAAGAGAUCAAGGAGCGCGACAAGACCAUUCACGACAAGGAGCAGCGGAUCUUCGACCUGAAGAAGCAGAACCAGGAGCUCGAGAAGUUCCGCUUCGUGCUGGACUACAAAAUCAGAGAGUUGAAGGCCCAGAUCGACCCAAAGACCGCAGACAUCGCCUCCAUGAAGACGCAGACUCAGGCCAUGGAAGAUGAGCUGAAUGACUACAAGCGCAAGAACAAGCAGCUUGCGCUUCAGAUUUCGCAGUUGCAGAUGAAGCAGCGUGCCCUGCAGGAGGAGAUCAAAGCGCAAAAGAGGAAGCUCCGGGACGACUUGUCGCUCAUCAAGCGCUUCAAGCUGGACCUCAGCGACUGCCUGGAGACCAUUUCGGAACCGAAGGCCCUGAAAGAGAGUGUCACGGCUCUUUACAGGAAGUAUGUCCAGGGUGGCGCGAAGCGACAAGAUCUGGACACGGACAUGCAGAAGGAGUACAACAGGCAGCGAGACUACCUGGAGAAGUCCGUGGACUCGUUGAAGCGAAAGCUGGAGAAAGACAGCCAGGCCCAUCGCAUCGACAACAUGAGGAUCAUGCAGGAAAACGUCUCACUUAUCCGGGAGAUCAAUGACCUCCGGAGAGAGAUCAACAACCUCAAGCAUGAGCGGCAAGCGCAGGAGCUUGCCAACAUGGGCCAGAGCAUCCAGACCUCCAAGGCAGCCGACCUCGAACGUGAGCUCGACAUGCAGCGAGAGGAGAUAGCCUCGCUGACAAAGCAGCUCAAAGACUUCGAGGGCUGA